CUCUAAUAAAAACAAUAAAAAACCCAACUCUUCACGUUCCAGAACACGGUUCAUUCUUCACCUGUUUCAGAAUCCAAAUCAAAAUCUUACUCUUCCAAAUCCUGAAAUGGCCAAAUCAAAACCUCACCUUUUCUUCCCUGAUUGAAACCUCACCCUCUCUUGUUCUUCCCCGUUCCCAAAUUGCAACACUUUUCACACCCAAAUCGAAAUCCUUGAAGAUCAACUGAAAGAAUCUGAAGUCAAAUCCCUCUGUCUCAAAGCAAAAAAGAUCCUGUGUGAAUCAAAUGACGCAUAGAGAGUGGAUGCAUGAUUCGACAAAACAAAGUAAAGAUUAUAUUGAAGGGGUUAAUCGAUUUCUUGAAUUUGCUUUUCGAAAUUCAAAAACCAACAAAAUAUUGUGCCCUUGUACACAUUGUGCUAAUUAUCACAAAGGGUCUCGCACAAGUGUCCGUGAACACUUAAUUGAUCCACGGCGUGGAUUCGUUAAAGGUUAUAGGCAAUGGGUAUUUCAUGGUGAGGAUCCUAAAACUUCAAGUCAAACAACUGAACAUGCAGAAAUGGAGCAUGACAUGGAUGGAUUAAUUAAUGAUGUUUUUAGAGCUAAUUUGAUGGAAAAGGCAGCUUUGGAUGAAGGUGAAAGAAAUCCACAAGUCGGAGAAAAUAGUAAGUUUUACCAAUUAGUGAAGGAGAAUGAGGAAAUGCUCUACCCUAACUGUAAGAAGUAUAGCAAGCUAUCAUUUAUGGUACAUUUGUUUCAUUUGAAGUGUCUAAAUGGAUGGAGUGACAAGUCAUUCUCUAUGUUGCUAGAUUUAUUAAGAGAUGCUUUACCGGAAGGGAACAUUUUGCCGAAUUCAUACUAUGAAACAAAGAUGAUUUCAGGGUUAGGUUUGGGGUAUGAGAAGAUCCAUGCUUGUCCGAAUGAUUGCAUAUUAUAUCGAGAUAAAUAUGUCAACGAUCAAGUUUGUCCAAAAUGUGGUACGUCAAGGUGGAAAACAACUAAUGAAGAUGUACAAGCUAAUGGAAUGGAAACUUCUGAUAAGAGAAAGAACUUACCUACUAAGAUCCUUCGAUGGUUUCCAUUGAAACCAAGGCUGCAAAGGUUAUUCAUGUCCUCUGAAGUUGCUGAAUCAAUGAGAUGGCACCAUAAGGGUAGAUUGAAUGAUGGCUCUCUUAGGCAUCCAGCUGAUUCCCUUGCUUGGAAGGAUUUUGCAGAACGAUAUCCAAUGUUUUCGUCAGAUGCUCGUAAUGUUCGAUUAGGACUAGCUUCUGACGGGUUCAACCCUUUCAAGACUAUGAGUAUUAAUCAUAGCACUUGGCCCGUCAUUCUUAUUCCUUAUAAUCUUCCUCCUUGGAUGUGCAUGAAACAAUCAUUCUUCAUGUUAUCACUAUUAAUUCCAGGUCCAAAAGGUCCUGGAAACAACGUUGAUGUUUAUCUACAACCAUUAAUAGAAGAGUUGCAAGAUUUAUGGGCUAAUGGAAUUGAAACAUUUGAUGCUUACAAGAGGGAGACAUUUCAACUUCGUGCUGCUAUAACGUGGACAAUCAAUGACUUUCCAGCAUAUGCUAACCUGUCUGGAUGGAGUACUAAAGGUCAAUAUGCAUGUCCAUGUUGCGGUAUUGAAACUACCUCACGUUGGUUAAAGCAUGGUGGAAAAUUUUGUUAUAUGUGCCAUCGUCGUUGGUUAGCUCCUAAACAUAAGUGGAGAUUGAAUAGUAAGGAUUUUGAUGGAACACGGGAGUUAAGGAAACCUCCUAGAAGACUUCAUGGGGAUGCUAUUUUAAGUCAGAUAAAUGAAUGUUUAGAAGAAGGUCUAGAAGAUGGGGCACAACCUUGCAAAAAGAAAAGCAUUUUCUUCACAUUGCCGUAUUGGAAAUAUAAUGUAUUGCAUCACAAUCUUGAUGUGAUGCACAUUGAAAAAAAUGUUUGUGAUAACAUCAUUGGUACAUUGUUAAACCAAGAGGGAAAAUCUAAAGAUAAUUAUAAGGCGCGAGCUGAUCUUGUAGAUAUGGGCAUAAGGAGUAUGCUUCAUCCUCAACCAAGCCCCAAUAGUAGUACAAUGCGUUUGCCUAGAGCAUGUUAUCAAAUGACUAACAAGGAAAAAGAUGCUUUUCUAAGCAUCCUCAAGAAUGUAAAAUGUCCAGAUGAAUGCUCAUCAAGCAUCCCACGAUGUGUGCAAGUCAAGCAACGCAAGAUAUUUGGCUUAAAAAGUUAUGACUGCCAUGUUUUGAUGCAAGUGCUUCUUCCAAUAGCAUUAAGGGGUUCAUUGUCGGAUAAGUCACUUCAGCUUUGAUAGAUCUUUGCAAUUUCUUCAAGCAAAUUUGUUCUAAGGUACUUAAUGUGGAAUUCCUAGAACAAUUGGAGACUCGGAUAGCUAUAACACUUUGUCAGCUGGAAACAAUUUUCCCUCCUUCAUUUUUUACUGUUAUGGUGCAUUUGGUAAUUCAUUUGGCAUAUGAAGCAAAGGUUGGUGGACCUGUACAAUAUCGAUGGAUGUAUCCUGUUGAGAGGUUUCUUCUUACUCUUAAGUCCUUUGUACGUAAUAGAGCACAUCCUGAAGGAUAAAUGGCAGAAGCAUAUGUGGCCAAUGAAUGUUUAACAUUUUGUUCACAAUAUAUAUCUGGCGUUGAAACUAGGUUGAAUCGACCUAGAAGAAAUGAUGAUCAAAUGGAUUCUACAUUGAAAGAUAAUGUCACCUUUUUACAUCCUAUUGGAAGACCUUUAGGUGUGAAGAAAAAACAGAAGUUUCGGUUAGGGAAGCGGAGGAGAGUGAGUAGAACUAAACUUGAGAAGAAAGAGUUAACACAAGCACAUAGAUAUGUGCUUUCUAACUGUGAUGCAGUUUCUCCAUAUAUAGAUGAGCACCUGGAACUUCUUAAGAGACAGAAUCGGAAGCAGAGAUUGUCACAACUUGAAAUUGACAAACAACAUGGUCAAAAAUUUACUGAGUGGUUUAAACAAAGGAUUCAUCGCUUGGAUGAAGAAGGGAGCCGACAAGUUACUGAUAAGCUUAGAUGGUUAGCACGUGGACCAAAUGAGGUUGUUAGAAGAUUCACUGGUUAUGCAAUUAAUGGUUUUAGAUUCCACACAAAGGAGAGAGAGAGAUAUUUGAAAACACAAAAUAGUGGAGUAGUUGUUAAGACAAAGACUUCCAAAGAUGAAGUUAAUUAUUACGGUGCAAUAACUGAUAUAUUCCAGUUGGAUUAUUCUAACAACUAUAAGGUUGUGUUAUUCAAAUGCGAUUGGGUUGAUAUCAAGAAAGGUGUCAAGAAAGAUAAAUUUGGGACAACACUUGUGAAUUUCAAAUAGAGUAAUGAUACAUAGACACUCUUUAUUUUCAUACACCUUUGUACACCUCAUGCAUUAGGAAGAGAGAAGAUGAGAGGAAAGAGAAAGUGUACUUGUGCGGGGUCCACGUGACUACGUGUCAGGGGUGUCAAAGGAUGUAUUGCCACCUAAGGGUGUCUAUGUAUCAUUACUCUUUCAAAUAUUUAAAACAUACCGGGAAAGAUAUUUGUGAUGACCCAUUUUGUUUUUGCAUCACAAACUAAGAAGGUGUUUUAUGUAUAUGAUGAGAGAAACAAUGAUUGGUCUGCUGUUCUGGAUGCAAAGAUCAGAGAUAUCUAUGAUAUGGGUGAUGAGGAAUCUAAUGAAAUUGAAGAAAUUCACGAGCCACUAACAAAUAACACAAGUGAAGUUACUCAUAAUAUUGAUGAUUUGGUUCGGCUGGAAGUUGAUGAUGAUAAUGCUUUCUUUGAAGUCGUGGUCGAUGUUAAUAAUUUAGGUGAUGUGGAGGAUGAAGAUGAUGAGUAGAACAAUAUGAUGGAGAUAUGAAUGAUUUUGGUUAUGUCUUGUUUGGUUAUGUUUUAGUUCUGUAUUUUGGUUAUGUGAAUGAGAUAAUACAAGCUGCUAAACAGGUGAAGAUGAGGAGGCUAAUAUGGAGACUUGAAGAUGGAAAUUUGAAAUUGGAAACUAGGCUAGACAUUGUUUUGGUUCUUUUCUUUAUUGACAUAGUUAUAAGGCUUUGUAUGCCUAAUAUGGUUCUGUCUUGUUUUGGUUAAUGCUCUAAAGUACUAUAGGAUUGACAUGAUUUAGCUUUUGUUAAUUUCUAUGUUUCGAAGAAUUGGUGUUAAUCUUCAAUAUAUAUGGUAUGGAAUCUUUUUUUUGGUUUCUAAAUA
This is a messenger RNA of Medicago truncatula (barrel medic), 4176 nucleotides long. RefSeq lists its product as uncharacterized. The record is from RefSeq and is a predicted model, not a curated record. The coding region runs from base 285 to 2291 and encodes 668 amino acids. Lineage: Eukaryota; Viridiplantae; Streptophyta; Magnoliopsida; Fabales; Fabaceae. The transcript is spliced from 6 exons.